AUGACCCCCAAACCCUUCUGGGGCCCCUCCGGCUGCUGCAGGGGCCCCCCGAAGGCCAUUUUGCCUUUGCUGCUGGCCCUCAGCCUUGCCCAGGGGCCCCCCGAGCUGCUGCUGUACAGCAAAGCCAGCAGCUGGGGCGCUGCAGCGCAGCAGGAGCGCCCUGCGCCCAUUCCAGGGGCCCCAGGGGCCCCCCAGGGGCCCCCGGGGCCCCUGAAGACCCAGUCUUCUGCACACCAGCAGCCUCCAGCCCCCCUGGGCCUCGGGGGCCCCGGGGGGCCCCCAGGGGCCCCCACUGAGGGUUUAAAUGCCCCUGCUGGCUCAUCUGAGGAGCUGAGGGCCCUCUCAGGGGCCCCGGGGCCCUCUGUGGGGCCUUACGGGGGAAGUGGGGCCCCCGGGGGGGCCCCCCCUCGGCCUGUGGGGCCCCUGACAGGAGAAUUUGGUGCUGCUGCUGCUGCUGCUGCUUCAAGGCUGCCUCCUGGAGAGGGGGGCCCCCUUGCUGCUUUUAGAGGGGCCCCCCUGCUGCAGCAGCAAAGCGCAGCAGCAAAAUGGCCUGCAGGCAGCGCAGCGGGGGCCCCCCUAGAGGGGGGGGCCCCCCUAGAGGCUGGGGGCCCCUCGCAGCCCUUAAGUGAGGGCCAGUUGGUGGGCGCUGGGCAGGGAGAGCAGCAGCAGCAGCAGCAGCAGCAGCAGCAGCAGCAGCAGCAGUUGCUGCAGCAGAAUGCACUGCGGCUGCCGCCGCAGCAACGGCCGCAACAGCAGGCCCAGCAGCUGCUGCAGCCACAGCAGCAGCAGCAGCCGCAGCAACAGCUGCUGCAGCCUUCAAGCCCACAGCAGCCUCCGGAAGAAGGCCUUGCAGCAGCAGCAGCAGCAGCAGCUGCAGCAGCAGCAGCAGCAGCAGCAGCUCCACAGAAUGGACCCUCUUGGGCUCCGCUCACAGCCAAGCCAGCAAACCCACAAAGCCUUGCGGGGGCCCCCGCAGCAGGGGCCCCCGGGGGGCCCCCUUCUUUGGAGGGGCCUCAGGGGGCCCCUGUGGGGCCCCCUGGGGCCCCUCCAAUGGCUUUUCCGGCUUCUCCAGGGGCCCCCUUGAGGGGCCCCCCAGGGGCCCCUCAAGACCGCCUGCCAGGAGCUGUUCUGGGGGCUGAAAAAGAGGCCCCAGAAACCCCCUCAGGGGCCCCCACGGGGGCCCCCACAGGGGCCCCCACAGGGGCCCCCACCGGGGCUCCGGCAGGGGGCCCCAGGGGGGCCCCUACGGGGGCCCCCUCAGAGGUCACCACAGGGGCCCCUGCAGGGGGCCCCACGGGGGCCCCUGCGGAGGUCUUGGGGGCCCCUGAAGCGGCUUCACCGGGGGCCCCCCCAAGUACCCUCGCAGCUGACUCCAUGGGGGCCCCUUCAGGGGCCCCUGGCAGCAGCAGCUCAGCUGCUUCUCCAGAAGCCCCAAAAGCCCCAGAGGGGGCCCCCACUAAUGCCGCAGCAGCAGGACCUGGGGGGGCCCCUGAAGGGGCCCCCAAAGAGGCCCCUAAAGAGGCCCCCGGAGGGGCCCCCAAGGAGGCCCCCUCAGGGGCCCCUGAGGGGGCCCCCUCAGGGGUCCCUAGGGUGGCCCCCUCAGGGGCCCCUGAGGGGGCCCCUGGGGGGGCCCCUGAGGGGGCCCCUGGGGGGGCCCCUGAGGGGGCCCCUGGGGGGGCCCCUGGGGGGGCCCCCGGGGGGGCCCCCAGGGGGGCCCCCCGUUCGUUUUGGGAAGCAGUAGUGGGGGCCCUGGGUUGUGAGGGAGUUUUGCCAGCUUCCUUGGGGGCCCUCUUGGGGAGUUUGCUGCUGCUGCUGCUGACGGGGGCCCUCGCAGCAACGGGGGGUACUGGGGGCGGGGCAGUCUUUUUGGCUGUUCUUUUGGGGGCCCUCAAGCUGCGGGUCCGAGACGCAAUUCCCUUGAGCAAG
Molecule: messenger RNA, 1926 nt
Organism: Eimeria necatrix
Lineage: Eukaryota; Apicomplexa; Conoidasida; Eucoccidiorida; Eimeriidae
Exons: 1
Source: RefSeq, a predicted model, not a curated record